Molecule: messenger RNA, 2249 nt
Organism: Rana temporaria (common frog)
Lineage: Eukaryota; Metazoa; Chordata; Amphibia; Anura; Ranidae
Product: serum amyloid P-component-like
Exons: 4
Coding region: 303-1568 (421 amino acids)
Source: RefSeq, a predicted model, not a curated record
CAAGGAACCGGCGAGAAGAUUAGAUUGUCACCGUGAUACCAGUACACAUUGCACAACUUCUAUUUGAUGUCCUUGUGAUGAACAAUGAGGCUCUUUUUCUGUAUUUUUCCAUUUUUGAGAAAUAGUGAUCCCGCAGAUGGAGGUCGGAGGAGGAGUUAUUAACAAGGACGAGACUUUAUAACCCCCCUCCAUCCUCUCAUCUCACCAUUACCAGGAGGAUCUUCUGAGGGCUGAGACUGGACAAAGGGGAGAGAAGACUUCAACCAGACCAACCACACCGCAAGAGUGAGUUAAUCACGGAGAUGGAGCUGGUUGUGGUGGUGUUGCUGUUGGUGGUCCCCGUGUCUCUUGCACAGGAAGACUUGGAAGGUAAAAUGUUCGUCUUCCCCAAAGAAACCGACACGGCUCAUGUCACUCUAAGACCUACAAUUACAAAGCCAUUGCAGGAAGUCAGCGUCUGUCUAAGUUCCUACAGUGAACUUUCACGCGGCUAUUGUCUAUUGUCUGCUGCGACUUCAAAAAGCUCUGAUGCUUUACUAAUCAUGUUCUACCCUUCAAGUCGCUAUAAUGUAUUUGUGAAUAAUAUAGAUCAAGGAGGCAAUUUUUACUCGACAGACUCUGAGACUCAGGACUGGAGGCACACCUGUGUGACCUGGGACUCCGACACUGGGUUGGUCCAACUUUGGGUCAAUGGACAGCUCUACCCCGGAGGAGUCUCCAGUAAAGGAUCUUCUAUAGAAACUGCAAUCAGCCUAAUUCUGGGACAGGACCAAGACUCUUUUGGUGGAGGAUUUGAUGCUUAUCAGUCAUUGGUUGGUGACAUAAGUGACGUCCACAUGUGGGAUUAUGUCCUGACUGCAGAAGACAUUCGGAAAGUCACCUCUGGUGAUCUCCAUGGAAAUAUUCUUAGUUGGAAGUCUCUACUCUAUGAAAUGAAAGGAGAAGUUCUUGUCCAGCCUAAAAAUUUGCACAUGGAGAAUAAAGUCUUCGUCUUCCCGAAAGGAACCAACACAGCUCAUGUCAUUCUAAGACCUACAAUUACAGAGCCAUUGCAGAAAGUCAGCGUCUGUCUACGUUCUUAUACCGCCCUUUCCCGGAAUUAUUGUCCCUUCUCUCUUGCCACUCCCGGGAAGGAUAACGCCUUUCUCAUCUUCUUACAGCCUCCAAACACUUGUUCUAUAUAUAUCAACCAGGAACUCACUAGUUUUAAGACGGACUCUGAGUCUUUGGACUGGAGGCACAUCUGUGUGACCUGGGACUCGAACACCGGAGUGGUCCAACUUUGGGUCAACGGGAAACUCUACCCCAGAAGAGUCUCCAUGAAAGGGUCUUCUAUCGCAGCUGAGACCAGCAUUGUUCUGGGGCAGGAACAAGACUCUUUUGGUGGAAAGUUUGAUGCUUCUCAGUCAUUAGUUGGUGAAAUAAGUGACGUCCACAUGUGGAAUUAUGUCCUGACACCAAGAGAUGUAAAGAAUGUAAUGUAUGGUAGUCUCCAUGGAAAUGUUAUUAAUUUAAAGUCUGUAGUUUAUGAAAUCAGAGGGGAAGUUCUCAUCCAGCCCAAACCUUAAUUCAACUAGCUUAAAAUGUUUGCAACCAGUUUAUAAUAUUCACCAUGUAGUCCCCCCCCUACACUUUUGUGGUUCUCCCACACUGUAUUAGCCAUAGGGCAUUGUAACACCCUCAUCGGGAUAAGCUGCCUGGGGGUCAACCCAGGAACGUUGAACCAAGGAUACCAUAGUUUUUUCAUAUUAAUUGAGGCAACCCCUGUGCUGGUAUAUGUAUCUCUCCAAGUGAGUUACCCAUGUUUUGACCAAAGGGGGAGUUACAGAUUUCCAGCCCAAUAGGAUGAACUUUCUGGCCUGGAACAAAGGCCGGGGGAAGGCCACCCUAGUCAGCUCCUCAGGUAUCACUUCUUUAAGGAUCCCCAAUAAACAAUGGAUAGGGUUCAAGGGGACAUUUACCUGGAAUACGCCAUUGAGCGUAAAGAGUACCUCACUCCAGUAGCGAUGCAAUUUUGGACACAGGGGGUGUAUCAGAUCCCCAGAUGUUCAUCUGCAUCUACCACACUGACACAAAUCAGAAAUGACGUGUUAGGAUAACAUAGCACGAUUGUAUCCUUUUUUAGGGGAGACAUUUUGGAGGGCAGGGAAUUGACAUAUUUCAGCCAUAAAUACCGUUUAUACUUGAGUAUAUAUUUGAGUAUAAGCCGAUCCGAAUAUAAGCCGAGGCACCUCAUUUUACCACCAAAA